CGCCAAGCUCCCAGCCUUGAACUGAAGCCAAGCCAGAGACGCAAGCAGCGCCGCUAAGACCCCGAGACCAGCGUCCCAGAGACAGACCGACCUUCUCCCCACGUCCACCCCGAUCAGAUGGCAUGCCAUCUUCUGAGGCACAAACAGGGAAACCACAUUUAAGUUUCGUCAACAAAGGCGGUCGGGGUGAUGCUGAUUCGGGUGAAAUAGACACAAGGCGACCUGUACGCUACCCGGACAGCCACCAGCUCUUUGUAGGCAACCUCCCGCAUGACAUUGACGAGCUGGAGCUCCGAGACUUCUUCAUGACUUAUGGAAAUGUCGUCGAGUUGCGGAUCAACACCAAGGCCGUCGGCGGGAAGCUUCCUAACUUUGGAUUUGUGGUCUUUGACGACUCUGAACCCGUGCACAAGAUCCUGGGGGCCAAGAACUUCACACGGAAAGGAUUGACAGAUUGA
Nerophis lumbriciformis (worm pipefish) is the source of this 458-nucleotide messenger RNA. The record is from RefSeq and is a predicted model, not a curated record. NCBI's taxonomy places the organism in Eukaryota, Metazoa, Chordata, Actinopteri, Syngnathiformes, Syngnathidae.